Molecule: messenger RNA, 371 nt
Organism: Ixodes scapularis (black-legged tick)
Lineage: Eukaryota; Metazoa; Arthropoda; Arachnida; Ixodida; Ixodidae
Exons: 3
Coding region: 1-306 (101 amino acids)
Source: RefSeq, a predicted model, not a curated record
AUGAGGUCAAUCGUUCUAUGGGCUCUGAUCGCCUUGGGAGGUGUGCCACUUCUCAUGGGAGCCGCUAAUCAAAGCCACCCUUAUGGAGUUUCAUUUAAUAACGGUACAUGUACGUAUCGAAAUAUAACGCUGAAAAAUGGACACUCUGAACCCUUCAAAUUCCCAUGUGAAUAUUGGAGUUGCAAUGCUACAGCAAAAACACUAACUAUUGACGGGUGCGGUGUUCCAGGAUACGGAAGUUGCCUGUACGUGCACAAUUAUCGUUUCUACUGGCCACUUUGCUGUCGCAUGAGUCGUCUCUGUUGAAACAAUUAACUAAAUUACCUUGACUUCUAUCAGAACACUUUGCUGGUAAAUAAAAAAAGAAAACA